GGCUCGUGGCGCUGUGAUUGGUCUGCCCGGACUCCGCCUCCAGCGCAUGUCAUUAGCAUAUCAUUAGCUGUCCGCUUGGGCACCGGAGGCAGCCAACGCCGCCAGUCUGAGGCAGGUGCCCGACAUGGCGAGUGCUGUGCUGCCGAGCGGAUCCCAGUGUGCGGCGGCAGCGGCGGUGGCGGCGCCUCCCGGGCUCCGGUUCCGGCUUCUGCUGUUGCUCUUCUCCGCCGCGGCACUGAUCCCAACAGGUGAUGGACAGAAUCUGUUUACGAAAGACGUGACAGUGAUCGAGGGAGAGGUUGCGACCAUCAGCUGCCAAGUCAAUAAGAGUGACGACUCUGUGAUUCAGCUACUGAAUCCCAACAGGCAGACCAUUUAUUUCAGGGACUUCAGGCCUUUGAAGGACAGCAGGUUUCAGUUGCUGAAUUUUUCUAGCAGUGAACUCAAAGUAUCAUUGACAAAUGUCUCAAUUUCUGAUGAAGGAAGAUACUUUUGCCAGCUGUAUACUGACCCCCCACAGGAAAGUUACACGACCAUCACAGUCCUGGUCCCACCACGUAAUCUGAUGAUCGAUAUCCAGAAAGACACUGCGGUAGAAGGUGAGGAGAUUGAAGUCAACUGCACUGCUAUGGCCAGCAAACCAGCCACGACUAUCAGGUGGUUCAAAGGGAACACGGAGCUAAAAGGGAAAUCGGAGGUGGAAGAGUGGUCAGACAUGUACACGGUGACCAGUCAGCUGAUGCUGAAGGUGCACAAGGAGGACGAUGGGGUCCCAGUGAUCUGCCAGGUGGAACACCCUGCGGUCACUGGAAACCUGCAGACCCAGCGGUAUCUAGAAGUACAGUAUAAGCCUCAAGUGCAUAUUCAGAUGACUUAUCCUCUACAAGGCCUAACCCGGGAAGGGGACGCGCUUGAGUUAACAUGUGAAGCCAUCGGGAAGCCCCAGCCUGUGAUGGUAACUUGGGUGAGAGUCGAUGAUGAAAUGCCUCAGCAUGCUGUACUGUCUGGGCCCAACCUGUUCAUCAAUAACCUAAACAAAACAGAUAAUGGUACAUACCGCUGUGAAGCUUCAAACGUAGUGGGGAAAGCUCACUCGGAUUAUAUGCUGUAUGUAUACGAUCCCCCCACAACUAUCCCUCCUCCCACAACAACCACCACCACCACCACCACCACCACCACCACCAUCCUUACCAUCAUCGCAGACACAACGGCGACGACAGAACCAGCAGUUCACGGCCUUACUCAGUUGCCCAAUUCCGCAGAAGAACUGGACAGUGAGGACCUCUCAGAUUCCCGAGCAGGUGAAGAAGGCUCGAUCAGGGCAGUGGAUCAUGCCGUGAUCGGUGGCGUCGUUGCGGUGGUGGUGUUCGCCAUGCUGUGCUUGCUCAUCAUUCUGGGGCGCUAUUUUGCCAGACAUAAAGGCCUGUUUUCUCUAACCUCCUCUCCCAGAAUAAAGUGAUGGGGGCAGCUAUAGUGUUGCAAUUAGGAACAUGAAUCUUUUAUCGUUUGGACAAGGAAGGGAAAAUGCCAUUACUGUCAACUGAAAUGUCCUGCUUGGGUUUUUUGCUCCCACUUCCCUGCCAAAGCCCAUUGCUGCCGCUGAAAGUGUGUAACAUUCACAGCUGUUCUUGAUGGCUUGAUUCUUAACACAGCCAGAAAUGUAGCCCGGGAGAUGCUUAAGACAGUUUAUGGAAAAUAAUAGAUUUCCUUGCAGAGACACCAAUGCAUCGAGAAGGGCCUUGAGUCACGUUAGCCCCAGCCAAGAUCACCAAUUUUCUCUCUAUCUGGCUUCAGUUCCAAAGGCUAUUGCUAAAAAAAAAAAAAAAAAAAAAAAAAAAAAAAAUCCAGGCCCUCUUGAAUUCUCUGUGUUUUCCCGGUUGGUUUCUAUCAGCACCCACAAGUCUCUGGCUAUGGCGCCCUUUGUCUCACCACUCACCUGCAGCAGCUGUAAGACCUGAAAAGAAGCCAUGUCUACAGAAGUGGAAAGAAAAGGAUGCUACCAAGGGGAGAAGAAGAACUCCCAGGAAAGCCACCAGAUGAGCACUGAGACUAGGUCCACCACCAGCUGGGCGCUCCAGAGACAGACGGCUAUGUUGGAUGCCACCCUACCUUCCCAGCACAAGAGAGGGGUCCCUUCUUCCCUGUGUGGCAUCUCCGCGUGGCCAUCAGGAAUUUUAAGAAGUGGUGUAGUUAGUUCCGCUAGCUCCAUCACUGUGCCCUGACCACUCUCAGACCCAGCCCUUAGUUAGGGUCUUCUGGGAUUGGCACUCCCUUUGGCAGGUAGAAGGGAGUGGCUUCCCAGUCACAGAUACUGGGAAGCCUGAAAGAAUGAAACAGCAAACAGUGCCUCACAAGUUUGCAGCUUUCAGACUGUUUCUGCAAAAGCAUGUCAAAGCCAUGUGUCUCUGCCCAACUGUGUCUCCCCAGUCGUGCCUGGAAGUAAAGGUUGGAGGAUAUGGGCUGGCAGGCAAUGGCCAGCUCUCUCUCCCUUUCACUCUAGUAUCAGCUGCAGACACCCCCAGUGAGUGCCACCACUCUCCCGCUGUUUUCAUUCUCAGCUUCUCCUAAAUGGAAACCAUUAAUCAUACUAAAUUGUGCAAUGAUUCCGUGAUAGGGAGAAUGCUGAUGGCAAAAAUCAUUCUCCUUUGUUGUGCCAGGCAGGCAAAAGGCAGAAGUAUUAGCUUGUCGCCCUGCCUGGCUCCUUGCAAAUGCUGACCAUGUGUUUGCCUACGCAGCUGCCUCUAUGCACACAGCUUAUUUUAGCACUGGUCUAAGGCAUUCCAACUGUUGACAGAAAACAAGGCCAUUUCUUCCUUAGUCCUAGGACUGCCAGGAAGACUGUAACUGCUGGUGCUCCCUGAAGUCUCUCCCAUCUCAAGAUCCCCAUAUCAGAGGUAGGGAUGAUACAGGACUCAUGCGGAAAACUCAAGAUGGUCUCAGAUGGGGUGAGCUGGUGGGGUAAGCCGUGCCCCCUAUGUAGUUCUGCCAGCUGGAUUGCAGAAGAAGCCAGGUGUGGGUACCAAGGAGGCUUUUUGCCUUUCAGAAUUUGACGUCUGCUUCAUUUUCGACAAGCCUCUUUGUAAGCCACCCCUUCUGAAUUAGAAUCAUUUUCCAAAAGCUCUUAAGCUAUGAUUAAUGCCAGGGCUGUUUUUAACAAUCAUCCUGCCAGUCUUAAGCUGUAGUCAUUUUCAAUAAUUUGGAGUGCUCAAAGGCAAGCCAGGAGUUUGUUGACAACAAAACCCAUAAGAGCACAGCCAGGCAGCCACAAAAGAUGGAAAAGCAAAGGGACCAUUUGGGCUUAGCUGGCUUUCUGCUCCCAGAGUUUCACCACUAAAAGUUUGAUUGAACACUCACAAUGCAUUAAGGAUCCAACUGUGAACAUGGCUCCGCGAGAGGGCUGCCAGGCUGGCUUUUGUGUGAACAAGCAAGCCGCGUGUUUGGGGGGCUCCGGGUUUAUUUAUGGACACGUGUGGUUCAUUCAUGCCGUCCCCAAACCGGAGUGUCCUCGUUUGUCUUCCCUCUGCCAACAUGGAAGACCAAGAAAGAAAUCCAGUUGCUUUGCUCUGGGGCUGUUUGCUUCCCGUGAAUGCUGAGCAAGUCUCUGGCCAAGACAUGGGAAUCCUGCUCCGUAGAUGGCCCCGGCUGUUUCCCCAGCCUUGUGUGUUAAACUAGCAUUCUCUUUUUAAUCUUGGCAAUUUCAUGCUAGAGUCUCCAUCUGUUUGAAAAGCCCAAACCGAAGGAAGUUACCAUUUGAAGUGUCCGUGAUUGCAGAUUUACUUCGACUCAGCUUCAGAUAAGCACUUAUUUCUAGCUCAUUACUUCCUCCGGUAGGAAAGGGUCAGCUCCGGGUGAUGGGAGUUUAACCCAAUGAAUUUGGUGUGAUGGAUAGAUAUUUGUGUCUCCAUUCGACUCUGCCACUGCACCAAGUAUUAUGUAGAGUGUGUUGCCAGCCAGGGAGAACACAGAUCCCUGAGUAUAGCUGGGAGCUUUUAUUAGCUAACUUCCAAUAAACUCCCUUCAACCAUGAAUCACAGCAGAGCCUCCGCCCUGCGCUCCACAUGGCCUUGGCGGUAUCUAUCAUGUCCCCUCUCUGUCUCUAUUCGCUUCACGCCCCUUUCUUCUGUGGCAGAAUGAACAGAUUUCUAGUGUUGGGCCCCUAGAGCUGUGUUUCUGUCUUGGAUAGAGGGGCCCGAAAGGAAAAUCGUAACCUAUCAGGACUUUGUUUCCCUACACCCCUUGUUUGCUGGCUUUCCCUGGCAACUUUUCAGGGGAGUCUUUGCGACAUCAUCCCCCUUAGCAUGGCACCUGCUCUAGGAUCCUGAGGGUUGGGGAAAUGAAAAGCUUCCUCUAAGCCUACUGCUUCCUUUAUAUUCCAUCUCAGUUUAAUCAGUCUACCAAACUAAAAACCUGGGUUAUUUGCCUCUACUGGUUUCCAAUUCCUGCCCAUUGCCCCUAAAUACUCUCAAACUUGACUCGAAUGCAUCAUUUCCCUGUCACUCACCUGGUCCAGGCCCUUUACCUUCAAAUGAAGGAAUGUGGCAGCCUCUGGUCUGGCUUCCCUUCCUCCUCCCCCAGGCCCCUCACCAUCCCUCCCUUGCUGGGGAACCACUCUUGGUUCACUUUUGACUGCAGACUAAAUCCAAAUCCUCACAAUCUGCCUUCAAUUCAGUUCGGCCUUUCAGUGUUACCCUGAGAUCCUCCACUGCCCAUGGCCCCUGGCCCCUAUCCUAUCCCACCUCUGUGCCUUUGAAUAUUCAGGGGGUGUCCUCCUCCUUUUGAGAAUGUCUCUGCCUCCUUCAGGUUGCUUCUCUGUGCUUUUUCAAUUCCUCAUGCUUACCUCAAUUUGUGUCCUUAUCACAUAUCUGAACUGUUUGUUUACCUUUCCAUCUCCCUCAAUAAAAACAGUAAAUUCCUGGAGAGUAGAGACCGUAUCUGAUCCAGCUCCAUAUCUCCGAAGCCAAGUGCAGUAUCUGGCCCUGUGCUCAAUAAAUUAUUGAAUAAUAAGAGAUUUUUUUUUCAUCCCUGGUUGGAUGGGUCUUUCAAGUGUCUGUCUCUUUCUUAGAAAUAUCUUGGUAAGGCCUGGGUUUCCUUUUUCUUUCUAACCAGCAAUUCUAAAGUUUUGAGAACUUCCUCUGUAUGCUUUGUUAAAUUUUUGUUUGGGUUUGGUUUUUAAAAUGUUGUUUCUUGCUCUGUCACUGUCGACAUCAUUUUUUCCCCACGUCUCCCUUCUUCUAUCUCUCUAAGCCGUUUUCUCCAUUAAGGUCAGAAAGCAUAGUGCCUGUGCCCUAGAAACAUUUCAAGAGCCUGUGAACAUACUUGAGACCUGGAAAGAAAAAAAAAAUAAUAUAUAUAUAUAUGGGCUCUAAAAUCCAGGGAAGGCCAGAAAACUAUAAAAUCAAAUGUAUUAAUUGUUUAAUUAAAUAUCUACAAAACCAUAAUAAUGUCACCAGCAAAAUUCAGCCUAACUGAACUGGUAAAUAAUCAGAAACUGUACUCAACAUGGGAUCCUAAUAUAUGUAACACAGUGUGGAAUGGAGUCUUCAUAAAUAGAGGUUCUAGGGACUGCACAGGCUUCCAAACAGUCUCUCCUCUGUCUUCCUUCUUUUCUUUUCUUUUCCUCUUUCUCUCCCUCUCUUUCUCGCUCUCUCUUCUCUGAAUCUUGCACCCCAACUCUGGGCACGUAGAGCAAGUUCUGGAGGGAGCCAACCCAGAAAAGAACCAGACCUGCCAGGUGGGCAGAGUGAACUGUCGCAUGGGCCGUCAACCUCUCCCGGAAGACCAGAAUCUGACAUAUACACCUGGGGGCUCAGGAUGGAAAGCUGAGCUACCCAACUAUGCAGAGUGAACUUUUAGCUUUCCUUAGUGACUGAUUCUCCUGGGUCCAGCAACGGCAAUCUGUAGAGAUCUCUGACCUGUACACCCAGCUUCCAAUCUGUACAGCAAAUUGUCAGUGUGAACACCCUGGGCUGUGAAGAGCAGGCGACUUCUCUGUCCACUGCCGUUUUCUGGCUUAGGGGUUUUGUUUUGGUGUGUGUGGGAGGUGGGCAGGCUGGUGGUGAUGAGCUCUGACUCCAGGAGCCAGUAUUCAUGAGUAGUGUUUCCAGCUGUGCCUCUGAUUCAGCCAUGACCUUGGGCAAAUCGCUUCCUCCCUGGGCCCUGCUCUCCAGCUGUACAGAGCCUCAAUCCCAAAGUUAUUUGUAAAGUGCUUUGACAUCUCAGAUCCUAGGCACGGUAAAGAGCAAAAAUACUGCUGUUGUUGUAGAGCAUUUAAAACCCUAAGGAAAAUAUGCGUUGCUCCCUCUUGAGUUGAAAAUUAAAAAGCUGUAAUAAUUGACGACUAAUUCCAUUGUUGCUUUAUGAUGUCGUCGCCAUCCUGGGAUCAUCUUCUUUUUGCUCUUUUUCUUUAUAAAAAAUAAAUAAAGACUCCUUGGUGAAGAAUGGC
This is a messenger RNA of Sapajus apella (tufted capuchin), 6442 nucleotides long. It is a transcript of the gene CADM1, whose product is annotated as cell adhesion molecule 1. The transcript has 12 exons. Bases 125 to 1459 code for a protein of 444 amino acids. Gene Ontology annotation, molecular function: signaling receptor binding. Lineage: Eukaryota; Metazoa; Chordata; Mammalia; Primates; Cebidae. Gene Ontology annotation, biological process: cell recognition; susceptibility to natural killer cell mediated cytotoxicity; detection of stimulus. Gene Ontology annotation, cellular component: plasma membrane; synapse; neuron projection. The record is from RefSeq and is a predicted model, not a curated record.